GGCGCCGGGGUUCCUUGAGGCUCAGCAGACUCCACCCGUCCUUGUCCCCCCAACCCCAGUAGUGCUGGGCCUAGGGGUACGCGGGACUCGCCUGGUGUCUCCCGCACCGCUGGCGCGGGCAAGGGAGGAGGGGCCGCGAGAGGCAGAAAUUUGGUCCCCACACGCUUCUCCAGGGACAAGAAGCCAGGGACAGGAGCAGGGAUUCCGGGAGCAGCUGUGCUGGAUGCCCUGGAGGAACAAGGAGGCCUCCAGUCCAUCUUCUGCUAACCCCACCUUGGAGGCCCUCCAGAGCCCCAGCCUCAGAGGCAACAUGGCAGACAAGCUGAAGGACCCAAGCACCUUGGGCUUCCUGGAGGCCGCCGUGAAGAUCAGCCACACGUCCCCAGAUAUCCCGGCCGAGGUGCAGAUGUCGGUCAAGGAGCACAUCAUGCGUCACACACAGCUGCAGCGACAAACCACAGAGCCAGCGUCAUCCACCAGGCACACGUCCUUCAAGCGCCACCUGCCACGGCAGAUGCACGUCUCCAGCGUAGACUACGGCAACGAGCUGCCGCCAGCAGCAGAGCAGCCCACCAGCAUUGGCCGCAUCAAGCCCGAGCUCUACAAGCAGAAGUCAGUGGAUGGGGACGAUGCCAAGUCCGAGGCCACUAAGAGCUGCGGGAAGAUCAACUUCAGCCUGCGCUACGACUACGAGAGCGAGACCCUGAUUGUGCGCAUCCUGAAGGCCUUUGACCUCCCUGCCAAGGACUUUUGUGGAAGCUCUGACCCUUAUGUCAAGAUCUACCUCCUGCCUGACCGCAAAUGCAAGCUGCAGACCCGGGUGCACCGCAAGACCCUGAACCCCACCUUCGAUGAGAACUUCCACUUCCCUGUGCCCUACGAGGAGCUGGCUGACCGCAAGCUGCAUCUCAGUGUCUUCGACUUUGACCGCUUCUCCCGCCACGACAUGAUUGGCGAGGUCAUCCUGGAUAACCUCUUUGAGGCCUCUGACCUGUCCCGGGAAACCUCCAUCUGGAAGGACAUCCAGUAUGCCACGAGUGAAAGUGUGGACUUGGGAGAGAUCAUGUUCUCCCUCUGCUACCUGCCCACAGCAGGCAGGCUCACCCUCACAGUGAUUAAAUGUCGGAACCUCAAGGCGAUGGACAUCACAGGCUAUUCAGAUCCGUAUGUCAAAGUGUCCCUGCUCUGUGACGGGCGGAGGCUGAAGAAGAAGAAGACAACCAUAAAGAAGAACACUCUCAAUCCUGUCUACAACGAGGCCAUCAUCUUCGACAUUCCCCCUGAAAACAUGGAUCAAGUCAGCCUGCUCAUCUCGGUUAUGGAUUAUGAUCGAGUGGGCCACAAUGAGAUCAUAGGAGUCUGUCGUGUGGGGAUCAAUGCCGAAGGCCUGGGCAGGGACCACUGGAACGAGAUGCUGGCAUACCCACGGAAGCCCAUUGCACACUGGCACUCCCUGGUGGAGGUAAAGAAAUCCUUCAAAGAGUGGCAGGGCCGAGCUGCCAGCUUUGACAGUGAGAGCUCCUGUCCGUCUCCGAAACCACCUCCGACACCAUGAGCUGCACAGCCAAGCAACACAAACGGGACUCAGCAAUGUUCUUUUUACACUUGUUCAACCGUCUAAACACAGUGUUGUGCAGUUGCAGCGGCAGCUGUAGCCGUCUGUCACUCCGGAAUCUUACCUGCUCCUGUGUAGGUCAAGGCUGAGACGCUUGUCGUGUGGUCAGAUCUGUCUUAGUCUUUUCUGUCUCCUAAGGUGAUGUUUUUGUGGUUUUCACUGUUU
Molecule: messenger RNA, 1780 nt
Organism: Propithecus coquereli (Coquerel's sifaka)
Lineage: Eukaryota; Metazoa; Chordata; Mammalia; Primates; Indriidae
Gene: SYT6
Product: synaptotagmin VI
Exons: 7
Coding region: 224-1555 (443 amino acids)
Biological process (GO): regulation of calcium ion-dependent exocytosis; calcium-ion regulated exocytosis; cellular response to calcium ion
Cellular component (GO): membrane
Molecular function (GO): clathrin binding; calcium ion binding; syntaxin binding
Source: RefSeq, a predicted model, not a curated record